AUGCCGUUAAAAUGGAAAAGCGGUUCUCCUGUUAGCUGGAAAUUCCCAGUGCCAGUUCUUAAGACAUCCAGGUCCUCACCCCUUUCGCCUGCCUACAUAUCCCUCGUGGAGGACGACGACGCUCACAUGAAAGUUGCUCUGGGCUAUGGUGAUAUGGGCAUCUCUGCUCACCUGCAGGCAUCAAAGACAGGAAACACUCGAUUUUUCACAAGCAACACACACAGCUCAGUGGUUCUUCAGGGAUUUGACCAGCUGAGGAUAGAAGGUUUACUAUGUGACGUCACACUGGUGGCUGGGGACGGCGACGAAGCCUUCCCUGUACACCGCGCCAUGAUGGCCUCCUCCUCCGACUAUUUCAAAGCCAUGUUCACAGGUGGAAUGAAAGAACAGGAUUUAAUGUGCAUCAAGCUUCAUGGAGUUAACCGAAUAGGCCUGAAGAAGAUCAUUGACUUUAUCUACACAGCCAAGUUGUCACUCAACAUGGAGAAUCUGCAAGACACACUUGAGGCAGCCAGCUUCUUACAAAUCCUUCCUGUGCUGGACUUCUGCAAGGUUUUUCUUAUAUCUGGGGUUUCUCUUGACAACUGUGUAGAGGUGGGGCGCAUUGCCAAUACGUAUAACCUCACAGAGGUGGACAAAUAUGUGAACAACUUUAUCCUGAAGAACUUCCCCUCAUUGCUGGGCACGGGAGAGUUUGUUAAGCUACCAUUUGAACGUUUGGCUUUUGUACUGUCCAGCAACAGCUUGAAACACUGCACUGAGUUGGACCUGUUCAAGGCUGCUUGCCGUUGGCUACGCUACGAAGACGGUCGUAUGGACUACGCCCCAAAGCUCAUGAAGAACAUUCGCUUUCCCCUCAUGAACCCACAGGAGCUCAUCAAUCAUGUGCAGACAGUGGACUUCAUGCGCACAGACAACACCUGUGUCAACCUUCUCCUAGAGGCUAGCAACUACCAAAUGAUGCCCUACAUGCAGCCAGUUAUGCAGUCAGAACGGACAGCCAUCCGCUCAGACAGUGCCCACCUUGUCACCCUGGGUGGUGUCCUGCGCCAGCAGCUAGUUGUGAGUAAGGAGCUGCGUCUUUUUGAUGAGAAGGCUCAUGAGUGGAAGGCGCUGGCACCCAUGGAUGCACCCCGCUACCAACAUGGCAUUGCAGUCAUUGGUAACUUUCUCUAUGUGGUGGGUGGCCAAAGCAACUAUGACACCAAAGGCAAGACAGCAGUGGACACAGUGUUCCGGUACGACCCUCGCUAUAACAAGUGGAUGCAGGUGGCAUGCCUUAAUGAGAAACGUACCUUCUUCCACCUCAGUGCACUCAAGGGACACCUCUACGCCGUUGGUGGACGGAACGCUGCCGGGGAGCUUGCUACUGUGGAGUGCUACAACCCAAGGACAAAUGAAUGGACAUAUGUUGCCAAAAUGAAUGAGCCACAUUAUGGCCACGCUGGGACGGUGUAUGGUGGCUACAUGUAUAUUUCAGGGGGAAUCACUCAUGACACUUUUCAGAAGGAGCUGAUGUGCUUUGACCCAGAUGCGGAUAAAUGGACACAGAAAGCACCCAUGACGACAGUGCGUGGCCUCCACUGCAUGUGCACAGUGGGUGACCGUCUUUACGUGAUCGGGGGCAAUCACUUCCGGGGCACCAGCGACUAUGACGACGUGCUGAGCUGCGAAUACUACUCCCCCGCCCUUGACUUGUGGACACCUAUCGCCGCCAUGUUGCGUGGCCAGAGCGACGUCGGCGUGGCUGUGUUUGAGAAUAAGAUCUAUGUGGUGGGCGGUUACUCGUGGAACAAUCGCUGCAUGGUGGAAAUAGUACAGAAGUAUGACCCCGAGAAAGACGAAUGGCACAAAGUGUUUGACUUACCCGAGUCGCUGGGCGGGAUCCGAGCCUGCACGCUCACAGUUUUUCCCCCUGAGGAUAUCUCAGGCUCGCCCUCCAGAGAGUCGCCCCUCUCAGCACCUUGAUGAGUAAAGGGGGGGAGCCCUAUUUUGCUCACACCCCCGUAAUCCCUCGUACACUCAACCCCCUCAACAAACACACCUUAUAGACAUUGUUUGCACUUCCUCUUUGGACUACAUCUGUACUACAUCCCUAAGUACCCUCCAAGUCCACCUCCCCUAAAGCUGUGCAGAAACCCCUCCCUAAGUGAUUAAACCUACAUACCGAUACGGUUUGGCAACCUAAUUACAUGUUAAUGUUGCAUACUCGGUAUAUUUUGGCAGGAAAUACCUUGACUUGAAAAGUGACUUUGCAAAUCAACUUUUCUACCUGAUGUCUACAAAGUUUUCUUAUGUCUCGUUUCUUUAAGCGUUCUACCUUGAGAUGCUGACUACCACUCUGACUCUGUUCUAGUCUAUGCCAGGUUAGAUGCAGGUUGACCCCAGAGAGCAGAAGCGUAGGGACGGGUGAGCUCCACAGCUGGUUUUUAACUCAGGGGUUGGCCCAGGCCCCAUCUACGCCUCUCUCUCUCGCUCUCUCUGUCGCUCUUUCUCUCUCUCUCGCUCUCUCUGUCGCUCUCACUCUCUUGCUCUAGCUCUCGCUCUCUUUCUCUCUCGCUCUCUCUCUUUCUCUUUUGCUCUCGCUCUCUGUCGCUCUCUUUCUCUCGCUCUUGCUCUCUCUCUCUCGCUCUCUCUCUCACAGUUUCAGUUCUUUUCCUGCUAUUGCUAUGAAACUGUUAACAAAAUGGUGUUUUCUAAAUUUAAUAAACAUGAUUUUGAAAGUAA
Molecule: messenger RNA, 2727 nt
Organism: Micropterus salmoides (largemouth bass)
Lineage: Eukaryota; Metazoa; Chordata; Actinopteri; Centrarchiformes; Centrarchidae
Gene: klhl13
Product: kelch-like family member 13
Exons: 7
Coding region: 1-1968 (655 amino acids)
Biological process (GO): regulation of cytokinesis; protein ubiquitination
Cellular component (GO): Cul3-RING ubiquitin ligase complex
Molecular function (GO): cullin family protein binding; ubiquitin-protein transferase activity
Source: RefSeq, a predicted model, not a curated record